CGACGUGAACAAUUGGGUAUCAGCGAAAAAUGUGCCCAAGAUCUCAUCAAAGAGCAGCCGGUGAUUCACAUUUGUCUGUUCCGAUUGAGGCCACUCGGAAGAGUGACCGAUCCUCUGUUACACUGCAGCCUGGAAGUCGACAUCCCCGAGCAUCGCCUGGCUCAUCUUCAUCACACGAUGCCCGCACACGAUCGCUGCUUUCAUGUGAAUUUACGACGACCACCUUCUUAUCGUAUACCUCUGAAUACUUUCUUUCCCUAAUUUAUAUUCAGAUCUCCCUUCUUUUAAGCGCCUACCCCAAAAUUGUCUAUUUUUCAUAUUUUUCAUUGUUCGUGGGGAGGAGAGAGGAUGAAGGUCUAUGUGCAAGCACACCUUGAUGGUGCACUGCUUCACUGCUUCACUGCUCUACUACUGUUUAAACUGCGAAUUCUUUUUCCUAUGUUUCUCUUUUUCCCGUAUGUAGUUAGAUGUUUGGUGGUUUUUAGUAGUCUGUUUUUCAAUUUUCAUUUUCAUCACUGUUACGUAUUUUUAGCCUUUUCGUGUGGACGCGCUUUGCUGUGUGUGAACACGCUCUCCAUCUUCCAUAGUUCAACCUCGCCUUUUCGCGCAGUUGAUAGCAGAAUACUUUCAUUUUGAAGCCCUUGUACCACUUCUUGCCUUUCAACCCACCACAUUGCCAAUCACUCUUAUUCUAUUUCUUCUAUACUUUCUCGCAAGAUAGCAAAGUGGUGUACAGAAGAGCUUGGUGGCGCGACAAACAAGUACGGCGAAGGGAGCGCUCAAACAGAAAUAUCUUCCCCUCACCCAUAUUAAAUCUGCGGUAAAAUGCAACGCCCCUAAGCUUCUUAUAACUUUAAGGCUAUGUCGGCUAGAAAGAUUUAGUACAUAAUAUACUAGAGAAACCAACAUACAAUCCUGUAAACACAGUUU
Periconia digitata is the source of this 930-nucleotide messenger RNA. The record is from the annotation of a GenBank genome assembly. Lineage: Eukaryota; Fungi; Ascomycota; Dothideomycetes; Pleosporales; Periconiaceae.